Messenger RNA from Erinaceus europaeus (western European hedgehog), 5962 nucleotides. It is a transcript of the gene ERICH3, whose product is annotated as glutamate rich 3. The record is from RefSeq and is a predicted model, not a curated record. NCBI's taxonomy places the organism in Eukaryota, Metazoa, Chordata, Mammalia, Eulipotyphla, Erinaceidae. The coding region runs from base 137 to 4774 and encodes 1545 amino acids. The transcript is spliced from 15 exons.
UCAGCCUUGGUGCGUGGCGACCGCAGUGCAGAGCCACCACUGAACGCGACUGCUGCAGUGCCAGCGCCCAGCGUGCACAGGGCCUCAGCACCCACCCUCUGCACCUGUCGCGGGGUCCAAAAGAGAGCCUGCAAAAAUGAGCCACUCUCACCCCUCUGGAUUACUUUCAGCAUAUAAUAGUCUUACUGACAAACAUCUGGCUGGAUAUUUUAACAACACAAGAAUAAAACGCCACCUCUUAAGAUCAGGGCUGAUCACAAGAAGUGGAAGAAUACUUUCUGAAAAAGAAUACAAGCUAAAUAUUAUGAAGCGGGAUCACCAAAAAUAUAUCCGCGAGUGCUUAGCACAGGCAAUUUUCCAUAAGGUUCUUGAUAUGGAGCGUUACCAGAAGCUUGAAAUAAAGAAAAAGCUGGAGACCUUAGCUAGGAAGGAACAAAUUCAGAGAUUUAAGGGAGAACACACGAGAUGGCCUGUAGAAAAGAAAAUGCCAAUUUUGUCUCCCCACCCACCAGUUGGCCCUAAGACUAGCCGUGGUCAUAGUGUUCUGAUUGAUGAAGGACAUUCCAGUCCAUUAGCACCGACAGCCCCACGACCAUAUACUGCCCCCGGAAAUAUGCAGCCUCCAAUUCGACUACAGCCUCUUCCCACUAAUCCUGCAGUAAGAACUGUUCCAAAGAUAACUUCGGGGUCCAGAUCAAAAAUCUUAUUGAUGGAAAAUGAAGCUGCAUUUCCCAUUGGGGGCAAGAAAGCAAUGAUGAAACUCAGGUACUCCAUGAACCAUCCACAGGGAAUGAAUUCAUAUCUACUUCCAAAUAAUAACAGCUAUUUCAUAUCUAUUCCUCCUCGACCUCCUACCAUGAGUGCAAAAAGCACAAAAGAAAAUCGACCUGAGACGUGGAGAAGGAGAAGAUUGCGUCCAAGUACUGCUCCAACUGGCAUAGACCCUCUCUUUAACAAGGAAUCGAGAAAUAUUUAUAAACCAUCACCCCAUAGCAAUGCAGCUGUUACAAUGGUCUACUUGGGGAAAAAUGUGCGCCUAGCUUAUGAUCACCAAGACUUUCCUGAUGAAAUAAAAGUUUAUCAGCAACAUUGUGGUGGAGAAAACCUUUGUGUCUACAAAGGCAAACUACUUGAAAAUGAAACCUUUCAGUUUAUUUCCAAAAGGCACCAUGGUUUCCCCUUCAGUCUCACCUUUUUCCUGAAUGGGAUGCAAGUGAACAGGUUAAGCUCCUGCUGUGAAUAUAAGCAUCGAAACGGUUCCAGACUAGGAGGCAAGCGAGGCUACUUUGGGUUUGUCUGUGUCGAGAGAUCAUCUCCUUGUUACAAGUGCAUUAUUGCAAUGGGCCUUGACAAAAAACCAACUCCAUCAAAGCCUAGGAAAGAAAAGAGUAUUGAAAAACAAGAGGAACUGAGGAAGAAUGAAGGGAAACUAAGGAAAGACAGAACAUAUAGGACACCUAGAAGGAAUGAGAUGGAGAAGAACAAGACCUCUGCUUCAGCCGGUUUUUCAGCUCAAGAAGAAACCAGCCUGAGAGAAGUGAGAACUGCUGUGGAAGAACUGGAAUGCAAAGGGAAACCAGGACAUGAUGUUUGGGAAGAUUACCAGGAAAAUGUAUUGAAAUAUGAAUAUGAAGAAGAUUUUGAAGUAGAUGAGGAGAAACAAGAUGAGAAAGCUAAUGAAGGAGGACAGGCUGAUGAUCAAAUAAAAAGAAUGUCAAAGUCACCCUCAGAUGAUGAAAAAGAUAAUUUAGACCCUGGAAAGAAUAGUAAAACCUCAUCAAAGAAGGUACCAGAUGCUGAUGACAAUGUGAAAGAUGAAGAUGAUGGAUGCUCUGAGAGUGAAUUGGAAGAUGAAAAGCAAGAUAUAAACAUGACUUCGUCCUCCUCAUCCAGAAGUCAACAGUAUUCUUGCAGCAGUGAAGAUGAGGCUACACUAGGGGACAAGCAUGCUCAUGGUAAAAAUUGUACUAGUGCAAGCACCAGAAGUUCACUUUCUCAGGAUCUGAGUGAAAAUGACAGGCCAAAAAAAUCUUGCCAUCUAGUUGAAGAUUCCCUAGAAACUGAAAUUAAAUACCAGAAAACCAUGCAAGCAGGUUCAAAGAUGAAACCUCUGGGGCUAGAGCAGAGCUUGGAAGAUUUUCUUAAAGAAAAAUCAGAAAGAAGAACCCAAGUGACAACAAAGAGCUUAGCUGAAAAUUUGGGGAGACAUCUUUCCAAGGAAGAAAAAGAAGAGAAGAAGAGUAAGCUUUGGGGAAGAAGCACUGAUAAGGUGAAGGACAAAAAGGCAGGUUUUUCUAGGGCAGUGCAAGGUGUUGGAAAGCUAACAGAUGAUGCCUUGGAACCUGAUCACAACUGCCAUGAAGACUCUGAGUCUGCAGUUAGUCACACAGAUGACAAAGAGAAGCACUCAAAGAAGCCAGAGAUUGACAGAAGUUCAGAAACAAAUCGGAAUUUAGAUGUGGAAGAAAGAGCAGCAUACAGUCCAAGCAAGGAACCCAAUCAGGGUACACCAGAAAUGCAUACACAGGAGAAGAAGGAAGCAGCAGCAGAAGAUGCAGUGCCUCAGCAUGGGGGCCAUGCAGAUACAGUAGAGGAAAAGGGGAAUGCAUCACUGCAGGAAGAAGAAGGGUUUGAGGAGGCUUCUCUGAGAGAGCAGAAGCCAACAGCAGAGCAGCCAGACUUACAACAGUUUGAAAUCGAAAGAGAAACCCCUCUGGGUGCAGUAAAUGGGGCUGAAGAAGAAUGGAAUGGAAAGCUGGGGAACGAGGGAUUAAACUCCAUGGAAAAUGACACAGCAAAAGAUUCUGGAGAUCUGAAUGAGGAGGAGUCUUCCAAAGAGCUUGAUUUGAUACAAACAGUAUUUGAGACAGACGGAGUAGGUCCUGAAGGGGAAGUGGGUUUAGGGUUGGAGGGGCUUACAAACAUGACAACAGCUCUGAACUCUGAUUCCUUUCAGGAAACAGAGGCACUAGAGAUGGAAGAGACUGAGAAAGAGAUGACUGUUAGGGAGGCAACACCCAAAACAGCAGAUGGGGAGGAUAAUGAACAGGAAGCAUCCAUAGACUUAGAGGGCAAGGAAACUGUGGUAAACAUUGCAUCCAGGAGACAGGAUGGGUCAGAAAAAGCCGUAGUUGGGGAAGAAGUACCCAAAGAGGGGGAGAAAGUUAUGGGAAUGGAAACACCUUUGAGCACCUCAGCUUCUGAGAAAGCAGAGAAAAUCCAGGUGGGUGUUUCAGAGGACAGCUUCGAGGAACUCUCUAAGGAAGACAUGGAAAGGGAGGAGGAUGAAAUGGAAGCAGAAUAUAAUACGGAAGAUGAGAGAAAGGAAAUGUUACCUGAGGAACUAGAUGCAGUGAAAAAGAGGAGGAAAACUGAGAUGCUAACAACACCUCCCAGGGAAUCUGAAUCUGAAAGAGCAGAACUAACAAGGGCAAAUACAUGUCAGGUUGAUGACACUUUAGAAGCAGAGCAAAAGUUUAAUGAGAAAGAGACGGCAAUACUGAAGCAGGUAAGAUCUGAGGAGACACAAGCUCUUCAAAAUAAGAUGGAAUAUGAUUUUAAGAAUAACGUGCCUAUUGCAGCAUCAGAAUUGAUUGAAGGCUUAGAGCCACAUGGAGAGAAUACCCUGAGUGAAAGAAAGGUGGCCAUUUUUGAAGCAGUACCUGAAUUUGAAAAGUCACUGGAAAAUAAAACAUCUCUGAGGAAAGAGGAAGCAGAAGAAAGACUGAAGGAAAACGAAGACACAGAACAUAUAAAUGGCUCAGAGCUGCUUCUCAGGGAGAAUGUGCAACUGUCAGAGAAGGAUGAGGGUUCAGGCACAGAGAAAGACCUUGUGUUAAGCGUUGACAAGGAGCCAGCAAGAAAGGCAGAGGCACCUGAGGACACAGACACAGACCAGGGCCAAGACUAUGCAGCCAAAGAUGAAGAUGACCUCACAGGACUACAGGGGCAUUUUAAAGAGCAACAAAGAGUGGGGAUCACAGUGGAGACCCAAGAAGGUAUUCCUGAGGGAGAGUCCAUGAUGGUAAGGGAGUUGAGUGAAGAAGCCAUAUUUGAGACCUCAGAGGUGGAAAUGAAUAAAGAGGGAACAGGAGUGAUAAAGAUUACAAACACAGAGGCGGACAAGAACUUCCCCCAAGUUGUUCCUGAGGAAAAUUUCCACCCAGUAGAAGCUGUCACAGCAACAGGAACAGCCACAGAGAAGGGAGAAGGGUUGGCAGACUUGAAGACAGCUGAGGAGAAAACAAAGGCAAAUAAAGCCUCUUCCUUUUCAGAUGUUGCUGAGGAGGAAACUUGGCACAAAGUGGAUGAGUUAUUAGGAAAAACAGCAGCUGCAGCAGAGGUAGCAGUAGAGGAAAUAGCACGGAGUGGGGAGGAGGUGCCAGCGGAGGAGGAAGUGACUGUGAAUUGGCCACCAGAGACUGGGGUGGGGAGGCUGGGAGAACUUUUAGAUCCUGAAGGACAAGCCUCACAGCUUGGACAGGACCAAGAAAAGGGGGAAGUUGAGACUAUGCAGGAGACAGGGCCAGCAGGAAAGAAGGCAAAAACAGGGAACCAGGAUGGGAGGUUUGAGACAGGAGAAGCUGAAGACUUUAAACUGGAAUUUUACCAAGAAAUAGAGUCAGGGCUGAUUAGUACUAGUCUACAAGAGGGGGAAACACUUCCCUUUAAUAGCUAUUGUACUGGAACAGGAGAAAAGCAAGAGCAUAGAGAAGACCAAGUACAAAGGGAAAAUGUGAACACAGAUGUUUCCCUGUAUGACAGGAAGGCCUAAGAGACUUCCUGGCAGAAGGGUAUCUUAAAGAUGCCAUCUGGAAGAUUUAGAGAGUGAAGAGAUUCACCGAACCAUCCAGGAGGAAAACUGACUUUAGUUUUAUUUAUUUAUUUUUAAAUUAUGCUUGUCUUUUUUCUAAACUGUCAGUGCUGAUCAGUAGCACAGUGAAAAUAAUGAGAAUAAAUGAAUGAGUCUGCAGGAACCUCCUUAUAAAUAGUGGUUCCCAAUGGAUAACACAGAAACCAUUCAUGUAACCAGCAAAGCUCAAUGUCUACGUACAGAACAAAUUUGGUAGGCUUUUAUGAAAGGUCAUCAGAAUGCCCAGUCCUGAUCUUGAGAAUUUAUUUACAACCAAACAUUUAAUCUAAAUUUCAUUUAUGAUAAUUUCACUUAAAAUCUGUGGCCUGGGGGUUUUAAUGGUGUGAUCUGUGAAAGGUCUUCCUAUGUACAAUCAAUACAAAUGAUUGCUCUUAGCCUGGUAAAUCCUUUUAGAAAAAGAUACCACAAUAUUUGUAUUUAUACUUAAAAAUUCACUACAAUGGUCUGGGAAGUGGUGCAGUGGGUAAAGUAUUGGUCUCUCAAGCAGGGGAUUCUGAGUUUCAUCCCUGGCAUUUCAUGUGCCAGAAUAAUGCUGUGUUUUUUUUUUUUCCCUUCUCUCCCCUAACUCUCAUAAAUAAAUAAUGUUUAAGGGUUCACUAUUUCAAUUUAUGUGAAUAAGAAGAGUAAGGUGGAACCUUUAUAUUCAUAUUCUCUUUCGGUUUGUGUAUGUGUGUGUUUCCAUAGUUUUGUUUUCUGAGGGAGAUUAAUAAGUGCUUGUAGCCUUUUGUCCUCAGGUAUCUUACUGAGUAGGGACACUCAGAUUCAAAGGAGUAAAUAAUUCAGCUAAGUGAAAUGAGUAACAAUAUAAAUGGUAAACUCUGCACACCAGCACACACACACACAUAACAUUCUAGACUUUGGUUGGUCAUUCAGUGAAAAAGAAACUUGGGUUAAAUUAAUGUGCUAUUCACCUUCCCAAGUUCUGUUAUUUCAAACCUGUGAACUAACCUUGCAGUAUAUUGUACAUUAACAUCUACAAUUACUUUCUUUUUAUUUUAUUUUUAUUUAUAAAAAGGAAACACUGACAAAAACCAUAAGAUAAGAGGGGUACAACUCCACACAAUUCCCACCACCAGCACUCUGUAUCCC